Anopheles merus is the source of this 1185-nucleotide messenger RNA. RefSeq lists its product as uncharacterized. NCBI's taxonomy places the organism in Eukaryota, Metazoa, Arthropoda, Insecta, Diptera, Culicidae. Gene Ontology annotation, molecular function: olfactory receptor activity; odorant binding. The coding region runs from base 1 to 1185 and encodes 394 amino acids. Gene Ontology annotation, biological process: detection of chemical stimulus involved in sensory perception of smell; sensory perception of smell. The transcript is spliced from 4 exons. Gene Ontology annotation, cellular component: plasma membrane. The record is from RefSeq and is a predicted model, not a curated record.
AUGAAGCUAUUCCAGAUUGACGAUCCCCGCGAGGUCGUCCCGAUCGGUUGCCGGCUACUGAAGCUGUUCGGUCUGGGACGUGACGAAAAGCUGAAGCUUCUCUACUGGGUCCAGUGUGUGUUUUAUCUCGUGUUUAGUAUUAUACCACGCGUCUUGGUACAGAUAGACGAUACGAUAAUGUUGCUUCGGUUGGGCUCCGAGCUCGCCUUUGUUUCCUACCUUUACUCCCAGAUUUUGGGCCUGUAUUUUCGACGCCGCUAUCUGUAUCGGCUGGUGGAUUUGCUUCAAACCUGCAUAAACAAACAGUAUUCGGAAUCGAUCGAUCAAUUUGUGAUCAAAUCGAAUGCCAAAAUCCACAAACUGUCCAUAACUUGCUGCAAAUACUUUUGCUUGGCGUACGUUCUGUACUGUGCAAUGCCACCGAUAGCAUCGACCGCUGUGUACGUACGCAACCAGCGCAACAAAACAGCAGAACCGGAAGAGUUUAUCAUUUCCAGCGAGAUGAACCUCUACUACCUGAACAUUCGCUUCAAUCUGCUACACUUUUCGUUUUAUACGAUCGUUAUCUGUCUGCUAACAAUCACAUCCGCCGGUUCACUGUGCAUCAAAGAUAUAAUGGAUGUGGCCGUCAUCAAAACCACUUGCUUACUAUUUCAAACGACGACCAUGCAGAUUCGCGAACUAAAAGAUCACAUCUCGCAGGCACAGCUAACCACCGUCAUCAAGUCACAUCGGGACACCUUGUUGUGCGCGCAAUAUCUGCAGGAAGCUCUCAAUCUAUCGCUUCUGUUUCAGCUCACGUUUUGCAGCUUGAUAUGGUGUCUGAUGAUGUUCUACAUUUUUAAUGAUUUGGCUAAAACAUCAUUGAUUUCUUUUCAGGGGUUUGACUCAAGAAUUUUGAACGUUCUCAUACUACUGCUCAUAGUGACGGUAGAGACCUACACGUACUGUACACUCGGAACGCAGCUGACAGAUAAGGGUGAAGAGGUCCUGAUGGCGCUCCAGCAGCUUGCUUGGUACGAUCAGUCGAUUCCGAUUCAAAAGCAGCUUCUCUUCAUGAUUCGACGCUCGCAGAAACCGAUCAUCCUAAGCGCUGGCAAGAUUUUCUACGCCAGUGUGCUGCAGUUCAGUGAGAUGGUGCAAAAGUCUUACUCGUUUUAUUUGGUGCUGAAAAAUGUGUUUUAA